AAGGUUGUAGCUUGAGUUUAUGGAAUUUAAUGUUUUAGACUGUUUCUGUUCAUUGCUUAUCAUCUUAUGAACAAUAUAUUAGACCUAUUACUAGGGUAUUGUAGAUUCUAGCGGCGUUUUCCAUUGAUAUUGACUACUGUUUAUAAACUUUUGACGAUGGCAUCUUAAGAGAUGUGUUGUUUUAUCAAAGAAAAUUGUGAGAUCUGGAGGAUAUGCCUUUCUACAGUGGUUGACUUUGUCAUUAACAUUUGAUUAUAAUGUUAAUUAGUUCAUAGUUGGUAUAACAAUUUUUCAAUUAGCUUCUGAGUAUAUUUUAGUCAUGUGGUCUGGAAAUGUAUCAGGACAAGGGGAUUCUUACCCCACACAAUGGGCAUUAAAUCCCAGUGCCCAGUACCUUCAUAUGCCUCCAGAACAAGGUAAAACUUUUGAAAACUUAUCUACCAGAAGACAAUUAACAUUAGUUUUAUGAGACAUAUUUUUCUCUUGUUAUCAUAUUGUUUAUGCUUAGUUGACUGGGCAAGUUUGGCACAACAAUGGAUAAAAAUGAAAGAAGAAGCACCACAAUCCGAGAAAGAACAAGGAGAGGCUCCAAUGGACAUAAUAAAAGAUGAUAACACACCAACGCCAGCACCUACUACCAUUCCUAGUCCUGCAUGGCCAGCUACUCAAAUUCAGCCAGCUCCAGAAACAGCUAAUUGGUGGAGCUGGAGCCAAGCUGGUACCACUGGAAGUUGGCCGAUGUCGACUCCAUACACAGCCUUGCCAGUAGCUGAUUCUACAGUGGCACCAACUGCUCCUACGUAUCCUUAUACUCCUGCAGCACCAUCGGCACCUGAGACUUAUGUUCCUCCUCCUCCUAAUACAUUUUGGGGAAAUGAGAUGAGAGUUCCCUCUGGAAAAGAAGAGGCAUCUUCUUGGGAAAGUAGAAAUCAUAAAAAACCAGUGGUAGAUACUGUCACAGAGAUAGAUGCUGCAAAAAGAAAACAACUCCCUGCUUGGAUUAGAGAAGGACUGGAAAAGAUGGAAAGAGAGAAACAAAAGAAAGCUGAAAACGAAAGACUUGAAAGGGAACGUAAGGAAGCUCUUUUAAAAAAAUCUCUUGGUGUUCCAGAAACUGUUGCUGUAUCUCAGUUUGAUGGUAAUGGGUAUGAAGAGCCUCAGAAAAGCAAAUUUGAAAGUGAAACUUCUGAUGAUGAAGCUGAUGACAAAGAAAAGGAGCGAGGGAUUACUGAAGAAAUUAAACCUCGUAAAUCUAGAUUUGAUGUGCGUCAAGUAUCACCACCCAAGCCUGUAUUCAGGACGAAAGAACAGAUACUUCAAGCCGUUAUGGGAGAUGUUAGAAAGAUUCUUACUCAGAUUCUCAUGGAAGUUACCUCAGAAGAAAUUGAAAAAGCAGUUGAAGAUGUGUCAAAGUAUUUUCGUAAAAAAGCUCCAGCAACAACAGUACGCAAGACCCCGGCAUUAACCUCCCUUACUGGAAAAUUAGGGCUGGGCAUAUACGAGAGUGAUUCUGACAGCGGAGAAAGUAGCGAUGAGAAGGUAACAAAUGAGCCAGAUUCUGAUCAAGAGAUAAAAGACAGGAUUGAAAGAUUGAAAAAUGAAUUUGUUCAAACAGAGAAGUUUAUAGAGCGAGAAUUGAUUGAACAAGAAGAAAGGGAAAAAAGGCAAUUGCUUAAGGAAAAGAGGGAGAGUUCUGAAGAAAGAGAAGGUCAGGUACAGACGCUACAACUUUCAGGUAAGAAACCCACCAAAUUUAUUAUAACUCUGGGAUCCUUCACUGAGAAGUUACUACUUCAUCUAACUAACAUUCUAAAUAUUAUUUGAAGAUUUUAUUUAGAAUGGUUAUCUACGACCUAUUAAUUUGGUAUUUAGCCAUAUUAAAUAAAAACAUUUGUAAAUUGCAUUGUAUCUCCUGUCUAAAUUUAUUAUUAUUAUGACACUUAAUGAGGAGUUCAUCAAUGCCUCAGUCUGCUUAUUGUAAGUUAUCAUAUGACCCAAUCAUAUUUGCUCUUAUAAAGUGUCAUAUUCGUUUUAUAUAAAAUGUUUGUAAUUCAUUUAAUUUUCUUGUGGUUUCACUUUAAAUAUCUUUCAAUGUCUUGUUUGAUCCUAAUUUACCUGCUUUCUAUAUCUUAUAUGUUAGAAUUGAAGGUCAGGUCAUAUAAGUAUUAUUAUGCUAAAAUUUCUAUAAAAUUUGUUUGAAAGACAUUAAAUUAUACUAGAGCUCAUAAACUUUUAUCUGAUUUCCUAUUAUCUGGUUCCUAGUUAUCAAAUUAUUUCAUGACCAGUUAAAUAUUUUUGAUAAACAAAAAUGAAAGGUACUUUAGAGGAAGAAAAAUUCCCUAUCGUAGGCAUAAAAAGGUAUUUGGUUGAAUUUUUUUGUAAUUAGAUUUAAGUGGAACCCAUUAUGAAAUUCAUUUUAUUUAAAUCCAGUACUAUCAAAUGUUGCAAGGUUCGUUUUUCUGCCUUAUUUGACUGGGUUAAUAAUUGCUGUCCCAGAAGCAACUUAACAAAAUUAAAUAAAACGUAAUAAAAUCAAUCCCUGAGAUUAGGUUUGUGUUUGUUAAUAUUUGAAAAAUGAAAAUGUUAAUGUGAAAAUAUCUUUUUAAAAUAAAUCAGAAACUAAAAAUCAGACCUGCAUACUAUAAUUGUGCAAAAUUUUCAGCAUUUCAUCAUUCUUGUGAUUAGCUAUAAUUCAACAUUGUAUUUGACAUGAGGACCAAAUUCAUAUCCUUUGAUUAAUCAUGGAAAGGGCCCAUGAACAUAAGAUGUUUACCCGCCACUUGUUCAUGGAUUUCAGGAAUGUGUACGUUAGUACGAAGUGUCCUAUGUUAUAUGAGGCACUAAGAGAAAUGAAGGUUCCUUCAAAGCUAAUAUGCCUUAAAAAAAAUGACUAUGAGAGAUGUUAGGUGCAGUGUCCGCAUACAGCCCAAACACUCUUCUGAAUUUGGCUCAAACAAAGGACUAAGGCAAGGAGAUGCUUUGGCAUGCCUCCUGUUUAAUUUUUUGUUGAAAAAGUAGUGAGAGAAAUGGGUAUCCAGAAUAAUGGCACCAUAUUCAAUAGAUUGGUCCAACUGCUCGGUUAUGUGGAUGACCUUGAUAUAGUGGUGUGAUCCUCUACUGCGCUCACUGAAUCUUUCUUAAGCCUACAGAGAAGUGCCGCACGCAUGGAACUGGCUAUUAAUGAAAACAAAACGAAAUAUAUGUACACCGGAGGAGUCAGACCUCAAGAAAAACAGGUUGUCAUAGAAAGCUGUACCUUUGAGAGAGUGGAGAAGUUUAUUUACCUUGAAUCUUAGUUCACAGCAACAAAUAAUUUUGCCAUUGAAAUAAAGCGAAGGAUCACAGCAGCUAACCGAUGCUGUUUUGGUCUGUUGAUAGAGCUCCGGAUCAAGCUCAUUAGCAGGAAAACAAAGGUCCAUUUAUAUAAAACUCUAAUCAGGCCUGUCCUAACAUACACCUCCCAGACAUGGACACUAUCCGCACAGGAUAGAAAUAAUCUCCUGGUCUUCGAGAGGAAGAUCCUUCGAAGAAUCUAUGGACCGGUAAUAGAUGAGGAAAGCUGGAGAAGAAGAAAUAAGGAACUCUAUGAGCUGCUCCAGGGUAUAGAUAUUGUGACCUUUAUUUGGGUGGGCAGGGCAUGUUGCACGGACGAGUCCCGACGAAAUGGCUAAAAGAGUCAUGGAAGCAGAAAUACAUUGUCCAAGAAGAGUCGGACUGUCCAAGGUCCGGUGGAUGGAUGGCGUGGUAUAAGACCCACGGAACCUGCUUGGCAUUCUAAAUUGGAAGGCAGCAGCCCAAAACCGAGCCGAAUGGAGGAGGCCAGGAACCAUCACAGGGUUGUGGUGCCAUCUGAUAGUGCCAAAAACAGCUAAAUAAUAUCAACUGUUUUGAACAUUUUGACAAAAAAUCUCAGAAACUAAAAAUCGUACCUGCAUAUUGUAAGCAAGAAAAAUUUUCAGCAUUUCAUUUGUAAUGAGCUAUAAAUCGAAAUUUUAUUUGAUGUGACGCUGAGUUAGAGAGUUAUGAUGGGAAAAAUACAGCGCCCCAAAAAUAAAAUAAAAUAAUGACUGUUUUGAAGAAUGUGGAAGUCAAUUUAGAUAUAUUUUUUUAAUAAAAUAAGAAAUUAUGUAUUUUCUGUUGAACUUGAUACAGUUUCGACAAAUUAGUUGAAAAUAUUGACCCAUGUUACUGAAGUUAUAUAAAAAAAAUUAUAGAGUUUUUGUUAGAUAUUUAGUAAAUAAAUUUCAAUCAAAAGUGAUGAAAUAAAAUGAGUUAAUGAAUCAAAAGUAUUCAUUACAUAUUUAGGCUAUCAUAAACCUAUUAUAUCAUUUUUAGAGUAUGAUAAAAAUAACAAUCAGUUAGAGCAAAGUUUACUUGAGUAAUUUAUACACAAUUAUAAUUGUGUAUAUUGUAAAUUUUUCGUUUAGUUUCAUUAUCAAGAGGUAAACUAGACUCCCGUUUGGGUCUCCUGUUGUCUCACAACUGCUGUGGGGGAUUCAUGGGGUAAGUUGAAAAUUAGGGAUGCUAUUAUACAUAUAUCUCAAAUUCAUAUUCAGCAUUCCAAAAACAUAAAAACCUUAGGGAAGCCGGCUAUGUGAUUAGAUGAGAUUAACAGAGAAUUUAAAAUGGUUAUUAGGUGUAACUCCUUCAGUUAAAUGAAGUGACCAGUAGCUCCUGGUCUAUGUCAUGUUUAAUUUAGCAUUAGAACCAGGGGUACACAAACAUCCCAAGGUCAGUGGCCCAUGAACUCUCCCCCCCUUCCCCCAAGAUAUUUUAUUGCUCUUCUCUUCUUAAAAACAGUGUAUGUGAAAGUAGAAUUAGAAAAAUAGUAGAACACAUACAAUUUCGUUUGCUUGCUGUCAGUUUCAUGUUUCCCUUGAUUCCCUGGUUUGAAACAUUUUAUUCCAAAGAUUCAAAACCCAAUCGAAAUGUGCUCCCUCCCCCCAUAAAUUUUGAUGGUACAUCUUGCGCCAUGAAACCUCUUCUAAGCACUCCUGAUUAGAACAUCCCCAGGUAGGUAAUGCAUACUGAAAAAUGUUUGAAUCUGUGGUUAUGCUGAUGAUUUGGUCCUGUUAAGUGAAGACCUGGAAAUUAUAAAACUAAAUAUGUCAAUGUUAAUUAAAGCCAUUAAAGAAUUGGGACUCGUGAUAAAUACGGAUAUCAAAAAAUAUAUGGUUAGCUGUGAAAAUGGCAACAAUUUCGGUGAUAUCAAUAUAGAACGAAAUAUGUUUGAACACAUAGAAAACUUUAUGUAUCUAAGGAAAUGCUUGUUAUUUUUCUGUGUCAAAACCGAGCUAAGUGGUUUGUUAUCUCCUGUUGUCUCACAACUUAAAAAUUGGAAUUUACUCCUCCAUUAUUUACUCCACCUAUGGUUCUUUAUGAAUGCAAAACGUGCCUGCUUAUAUUAAGGGAUUAGCUAUGUCUUAAAGCCUAGUAUACACUAGUAGACCAUGGUGCAUGAUUUGUCAUGAGACACAACUUAUAGACCGUCUAGAGACACAAUUUUUUGUUUCUUUAAGCAUCAACACUGUGAUCUAAAUUUCUCAGUCACAUCUUCAGUCUACCAUGGAGGGUAUUGUUUUGUGUGGAAUGCAUUUCUGCUUAGUGCUAAUUACAAGUGGAAGAGCGCGAAAACCAAAAAAAAAAUACUUCUGCCACUGUCACAUUAUGCUAUGCAGCCAGGGCUUCCAGGCUCACUUUUCUUUUUAACUGGUUUUGUAGUAUUUAUUCGUAACAUUCCACAAACAAUAAAACGCGUGGUGACCUUCAAUUAGUUUGAAAACUUUAUCGUUAGACCACAUUGUUUCAAAAGAACUGUAAAACUUCGGAAAAUAACUGUAAACAGCUGAAGACAGAUAUUGGUUUGUCUCGCCUCUAUACACUGAGUGACCGCCACACUCUCAAAAUGUUGCGCAACAUUUCUGACAUGGCAUGUAGUUUCCCAUUCAGAUUAGGAGACUUUAGGCCUGUGAUUGUGAUUUUUGGUCUCACAACAGACCUGUAGACGGGGGUUGGUCUAUAGACAACUUGAGACACGUCUCACAGACCAAAAUCGCACAUGUCUACUAGUGUGGACUAGGCUCUUAAGUUUUUGAAAAUAAAGUAUUCAUAGAAUAUUAGGAUCAAAGAAGCACGAGUCAACCAGAGAGUUUAGACAAUUGUACAUUGCUGAAUUGUAUGAACUGUAUCCUGUUAAUAUAAUUGAGGUGAUACAUGGCGGCGAAUAAAAUGGGCAUUGAAUAAAAUUGUUGGGCUUGCUAAUGUAAGGUAAUAUUUGCUGUGUGGCCUGGUAAAUAUCUGAGGGAUGGACCGAAGUGAAGCUGGGAAGAUUGUGUUAAAUCUGAUUUAGGGGCCUGGGAUUGGUAAUGCCAGCAGUAAUCUUCGGGUUCACUAAGCCCUUUGUUAUUUCUUUAUUUAAGUAAGCAGUUAUGAAAUUUCUUCUGCCUGUUUAAGAUUCUCUUGCCAUCAUUUACUCUUAAUAAAUGUCAUUCUUUUGACAGUAAUUAUGAAAUUAUUAAUUUCAAAGUGUGUUUAUAUCAUGUGUCGACAUUUUUUCUGCCUUAAAGUUUUCUGUUUUUUUGAAAGAUAUUUACAAGAAAACCACUUAA
This is a messenger RNA of Nezara viridula (southern green stink bug), 6608 nucleotides long. NCBI's taxonomy places the organism in Eukaryota, Metazoa, Arthropoda, Insecta, Hemiptera, Pentatomidae. The record is from the annotation of a GenBank genome assembly.